UCUCUCUCUCUCUCCCUGUCACUGCCUGAGGCCCCAUCAAGGAAAGCACGUAGCUAGCCUGCUGCAUCAUGCCAACAGUCAGCGGCAUGUUCGUUCACGAUCAGCCUAGUAGUACUAGUAGUUCAAUUGUCUUCAAAUGCACAGGUUCGCUUGGUGUUCUGCAGUAAUUCCUUGCUCGGCUCAUCACGAACGCUACAAGUUUCCUCGUUCUCGGACUUCUACAAAUUGCUGCGGUGAAAACUUCUCAUCUGUACCAAUUUGGCGGACAAUAGCGGAGUCGAAUCUGCAUUGCUGGCUACAUACAUACACAGCAACAAUUGAAGCCGAUUCGUUGCGGAAAUAUUUCGCAAGAGAGCUGAGCCGGCUUCCAGAGGAGAUUCAUUUCGGACAAGUAAAGUUUGUUGCUUUGAGGGAAGAGUUCGUGUGUUUGAGUGUGUCGUGAGUCGCUGUAAAGCGCAGGCGCUGUGCAACUGCGCGGGCAGAGAAGGUGUGCGCUGCAGUGCACAAGCAUUUUCCAAAAAUGCGUGCCACCUACUACAUGCAGAGAAUAGCGGCGGUGGUCGUGCUGCUCAGUGUGGCAUUAUGCAGCCACAGUGGUGUGCAUGCAAGCUGUUCUAUUCAACUGAAUAAUGGACGGUUCUCGUGGAUGGUGGGAAUCAAUGACGACGUCCUGCGCACGCGGUCACGCGGCGAUCGCCAUGACUAUCGUGACUUGAAGGAGGCCAUUGUGGAAAAGUUCACGCUGGCAUCUCAAUGGUUGUACCGGGCAACCAAGCAGCGUGCGUAUGUAGGUGACAUUACCGUCGUCGUGCCCGACACGUGGCGCGGAGAUCCCAGCUUUGAAUGCGCCAAGCAAUGCGAGACGUACGAACGGGCGAAGAUCAAGAUCAGGCAGCCGCGAGUGGACAGCCGAGGACGAGAACUUCACGGUGCGUAUGUUGUGCCGGGACGGUGCGGAGAGGAGGGAAUGCUCAUGCAUCUAACUGCCUCGAGAAUAGCCGCUGCAAGCCACCAGGCCAGCCCGGCAGAGAAGAUGAUCGUGCACGAGUUUGCUCACUUGCGCUAUGGCGUCGGUGACGAGUACUACCAAUCUGUGUAUGGCUACGGUGCGGACGGAAAGCCAUCCGCUUGCUCGGUGAAGGUGGAACCAAAGAUCAGUCGCUUCUCCGGUCGGUACAGCGGCUUUGAAACACACGAUGCUCAGGCAUCAUUCAUGUGGCAUCAAUUCCGUGACCAGAUCGUCCACUUCUGCGAGAAAUCCGAUCCCAGGCGUAGCGUGCAGCACAACAGGCUGGCGGCCAACUCGCACAACCAGCGCUGCAACCGGCAGAGCGUCUGGGAGGUGCUCGAGAAGAGCCAGGACUUCUGCUGCAACCGAAACCGGCCGAUGCGACUACACUGGCAGAACGUACCUAAACCCACAUUCAGGUUUGUGCGCAAGUGUCUUGGUGGAUGCGAGGUAGUUGCUGUUGAUGUCUCGGCAAGCAUGAAAGGGCGAAUGAUGGAGGUGAACCAGGCCGUGGCCAAUGUCAUCGACCGUGCCACGUCGUCCCUGCGCAUGGGCUUGGUCACGUUUGCCGAACAGGCCACGGUUGUGGCCGGCUUGCAAGCUGCAGAUGGAAACUACAAGCAGCAUCUGAAGCGAUCCCUGCCGUCGGACAAUCAAAUUCUGCUGCAGAAGACUAGCCUCUUUCAGGGCCUGCAGCGAGCUGCUCAAGUCUUGACAACCGAGCCGACGUGCCAGCAGAAGCGGAUCACAGUCGUUUCCGACUGCGGUGAGACGACGCCGCAGAAGCUGACCAGGUCCAUGCUGCUCAUGCUGCAGCAGAACGGUAUACAGAUGAACGCACUGACGUUCGACGACGAUGCACCCAAGUGUCCACUGCUGCAGCUCAGUCAGCUGUCCGAGGGAAGUGCCUGCAACCAAGGAGAUAUGCUUGCCAGCGACGCAGCCAUGGCUGACUGCACCACGCCGAAGGUGAUCCGUCCUCACUUCCAGAUGACCACCGUCGCCGCCAGACAGCGUGUCUGCCACAAGGUGUGCAUUGACCCGGACAUCGGCGUCGACACGCAGUUCUCCGUCAACUGGGACUCUCAGACGACGGAGCACGUGGCUAACAAGCUGUUCUACGUUACCAGCCCGUCCUCCAUGCACCUGCGUCAUAGCAACGGGCCAAACUAUCAGCUUGAUAACAAUCUCAUGAUGAGCAGUAUGACCGUGGUGGAUGCUUCUACCGGCUACUGGAACCUGUGCAUUCGCAACCGGAUGGAAACCACCGCUACGUUCACGACAAACGUGGGGACGAACGAGAGGCGGGAGCGCUGUGCGAUCAAGGCCGAGGGUCACCUGAGUAGUAUGUCCGUCGUGCACCCAGAGCCGGUGCUGCUGAUGGUGGAGGUCAGCAAGUGCAUGAUGCCAGUGCUGGAUGCCCUGGUGACGUGCCAAGUCACGCGGCCCAACAGUGAGCCGGCGAUGGUCAUGCUCCGCGAUGAUGGCAUGGGUGACGACGACUUGAAAAUGGACGGCGUGUACUCGGCUACGUUCUCGCAGUACAUGGGAGAUGGACAGUACAACGUACACUGUAAGGCCACAUGCCAGCGGCGAUCGAUCUCCGACGACGGCUUAGACCAUGACGACGAGAUCAUCACCAUGGUACGCAACGCGCCGAAGCGCAUGGACGACGCCGGCGAGGAGAGCGACCAGCGAAUGGACGGCAUGAGCAUGGACUAUCCGGACGACGACCGCACCAUGGCAACCGGCAUGGACCACUGCUGCUUCGAGCGGCACCUGUCGCUCGGCGCCUUCAGCGUGUUUGGCUUUGAGUUGGGUAAGAUGCAGAUCCUGGAGAAGGACAUGGUACCGCCGGCCAUGGUCAAUGACCUGAAGCUGGUCAGUGUCGACUCUGCGGUUUACCCGUACACAAUGACGUUGGAGUUCAGUACCACUGGCGAUGACAUGGAGAGGGGAGAUGCCAUGAUUUACGACCUGCGGUGGAGCGGUAUGUUUGAGUCUCUGGACGACGACAUGUCCUUCAACUAUAGCAUGGCGCCGCUGGUAAUGACUGCGCCGGAUCCACUGUUGUACCCGACUGCCAAGACCAACGACAUGGUCCCGGUCAAGGUACAGGUGACGGUGAGUGUGUGUGCCCCGGCCAAGGAGCUCAACGUCUUCUACUUUGCCAUGAAGGCGCUGGAUGAGACUGGCAACGUGUCGCCACUCUCCAACGUGGUUCGCGUAGAGUUUGAGGACGAACAGCAUCGGAUGCACUGCCCAGACCCGACAACAAACACUGCCCAGGGUAGAGUCAUGCCGAUUCUAAACGAGUGUUGCAACGACAUGACCGCUUUCAGCAUGCCGCAGACGCCGCUCGAUUGGGACCUGGAGGACCUUGCUAGACUAGGUAGACUAGACGGAAAUGACGACGGUGACGACUACGACAGUGAUGACAACGAUGAUGAGGGUGAUGAUGAUGAAAAUAUAGAAGUAUUAGGCUAGAAAUUCUGGCCCUGUUGCAUUGUGGUUUAUCAAACCGUCUCUGAUUCGUGUUCUGCACUUUUACUAAAGCUUGAUAUGGGGUAGAUCACGCUACACGUUGAUGACAUUGGCCAACGUACACACAGCCUUGCACUCGGUGUGACCAGCAUGUGCAUGUGUGUGUGUGUGCGAUGAUAGGGUGGCCAUGCUGCUGUACUGCAUGGCCAUACUGCAUGACCCAUUACAUGCACGUGUAUCAUGUGACGUGUAUCAUGUGACGUGUAUCAUGUGACGUGUGUCAUGUGACGAAUGUGACGGCAAUGAGCAUUGGCACAGGAUACUAGCUAGCUAACGUUACUUUAGUACAUAAUGCCAAUUCAUACUGUUGUUUGUGUUCUAAAUAAUUCUUCCCUCCACUUGAAUAUAAUUUCUACUUCUAUAAACUCUCCAAGAUCUUAUUAUCUACAAUACAAAACGUACACCAACCAUGCCAUGCAGCUAUUUCUCAGUAAUUUCUGCACUCCUCGAUGAGUUUUGAUAGUUGUAGCUAACUUAUGUUGCAACAUUUCAUUCACAUCUCCACCUGUCUAAUAGAUGAAAAAAGAACACCACAAUCAAUUCAAA
Sycon ciliatum is the source of this 4099-nucleotide messenger RNA. RefSeq names its product calcium-activated chloride channel regulator 1-like. The record is from RefSeq and is a predicted model, not a curated record. The transcript has 9 exons. Bases 521 to 3496 code for a protein of 991 amino acids. NCBI's taxonomy places the organism in Eukaryota, Metazoa, Porifera, Calcarea, Leucosolenida, Sycettidae.